Molecule: messenger RNA, 819 nt
Organism: Drosophila santomea
Lineage: Eukaryota; Metazoa; Arthropoda; Insecta; Diptera; Drosophilidae
Exons: 2
Coding region: 105-518 (137 amino acids)
Source: RefSeq, a predicted model, not a curated record
UGCAGCCCUAGCUAUACAGUUAUCCCGCGAUCGCAAGUUUAAUUCGUUGGAAAUUUCGCAAUUUGCACAAUUUCUUAGCAAUUUGCUCGUUUUAAUUACGCAACAUGUCGGAGAAAGAAGAAGAAUCGAUUGCGUACUUGACGGAAAACGGGAUUUUCCCCCGACUCCUGGAGAUUUUAAAGCAAAUGGUGGAAAUCGAUCCGCUGCCAGCGGAUCCUCUGAUGCACAUUUUACAUUCACUGGGCUGUCCGCUGAUUCCGCAGGCCCAAAUGAAGGCGCUGGAGCGGAAGGUGUCGCGUGCCCACGAUGAACUGCGCCAUUUGCGUCGCCUGAUCAUCGAUUUGGAUGCCGAGGAUCAGCUUUACGAUAGCGAGAGCGAUGUGGAGGAGUAUGUGGGCGAUGUGUUGGAGACCAGCUCCUCGUCGCACGAAGUUUCCAUGGUGGAGAGCAACGAGUCCCGGGAGGACUCGUUUCCAUCCAUGUUCUCGCUCAAGGACUCAAAUAUCUCAGAUCCAUAGAUCCAUACAUCCAUGUCGCAGUAUCGAAUCACAUUAGCCGUUGAGCCUAUUUUAUGUACGGCAUACAUAUCCUUGGCAACUGCAUGUGAGUUUUGGACGUUUAUAUUACAUUUCCUAUUACAUUUUGUUUAUUCGACGCAUUGUAAAAUCAAUUAUCGACUUUUGAUCAAGCAAACUUAUAAUUUUAUAUUGUGCAGAGACAUCAGCCCUUAUUAUCCAUUAAAAAUUGUUAUUCAGCAUGAAAUAUUGAAAAUGCUUUUUCAUAUUAAAGAUACCUAAUGCGUUUCUUUCAAAACCAAAA